AACUGAGACUUUGGGUUGGCUCAACAUUCAUCCACAGCUGGGGGCCUGAGAAGACACACAAACACACACACACACACACACACACACAGCUCCGGAGAACCUGUGCCCUACAUGCGGAUUAUCUGUGACAUCCUCCCAUCAGGACGCACUGCUGAGGCUUUUACGCACAAACCUUUUGGAUUUUAAAAACCAAUUAGAAAGACUUUUUGAGAUGACUACAACACGGAAAAGUUUGAAGCAGGAUGCAUGAUUUUUUUUUCCUUUACGAAUUGUCUUCUGAAGAUCGUAAAACAGGAAAGGCGGAAUGGGGAAAAUCAGUUUGCUUUUAUUUCAGACUGAUUGUCCCAUUUAUCUCACCAGAACGGCGUGCAUGAUGUGAUGUCCAUCAAGGGAAAUUAUAAAUUCAAACAUCACAGAAAAUGACAUUAAAUAUGAGUUAGUGAGUAAAAGUUAUGGAGCCAACCCAGCGGCUGAACACCACCAAUGACAGUUUUAUUACAGCUGCAUCCACGGUGGAUGAGAUCACAGAGAGUCUCGCCUAUCAAAUAAGCCUGGCGGGGAUUCUCUCUGUCAUCACACUGGCCACAACUUUAUCCAACGCUUUUGUCAUCGCGACAAUCUCCCAGUCGAAGAAGCUGCAAACUCCUGCGAACUUCCUGAUCGCGUCUCUGGCCAUCACGGACCUGCUGGUGUCUAUCCUGGUGAUGCCGAUCUGCGUCCUGUACACCGUCAUCCACACCUGGACUCUGGGGCAGAUCGUGUGCGACAUCUGGCUUUCCUCGGACAUAACGUGCUGCACGGCCUCCAUCCUCCACCUGUGCGUCAUCGCUUUGGAUAGGUACUGGGCCAUCACGGACGCGGUGGAGUACUCCAAAAAGCGCACGCCUGGGCGCGCGGCGGGUAUGGUGGCCACAGCCUGGGUCAUCGCUAUCUCCAUCUCCCUUCCGCCGCUCUUCUGGAGGCAGGUGAAGGCGGAGGAGCUAACCAGCUGCAGCGUCAACACGGAUCACAUCUUCUACACCAUCUACUCCACAUUUGGGGCUUUCUACAUCCCCACCCUGCUGCUGAUUGUCCUCUACGGACGGAUUUACGUUGAGGCGCGGAAGCGGAUCCUGAAGCAGUCCCCGAAAAAAGUGGGGAAGAGACUUACCUCUGCGCACCUGGUCAACAACUCCCCUGGAUCCGUAACCUCCACAACCUCACUGCAGUGCGGGAGACACGACCCUCCGUCCAGUGACACCGGCUCCUCAACGAGCGAGAACCAGGUGAAGGUGACGGUGUCUGAUGCGCUUUUGGAGAAAAAGCGAAUUUCAGCAGCCAGAGAGAGGAAAGCGACUAAGACUCUGGGGAUAAUUCUCGGCGCUUACAUCGUUUGCUGGCUGCCGUUUUUUAUUUACACGCUGGUGGUGGCCACAUGUGACACGUGCUUUAACCCUGACUUAUUUGACUUUUUCACCUGGUUGGGCUACUUGAACUCCCUCAUCAACCCGAUCAUUUACACUAUGGCCAACGAGGACUUCAAGAAGGCUUUCCAUAAACUCGUGCGCUUCAGAUGCUUCGGAUGCAGGUCGUGAACUAAGAUCCCUCAAGUCUCCAGUUAAAAUGUAUUUAAGCAGGUUUUUUUUUUUUCACAUAAACAGCUACAAAUGAAUGAAAGUAUAUGGAGAAUACAAACAAUAUUAUUUCUGGGACUCAUUGCCUUAAAUUCUGUAUCAAAAUAUAUUUAUAAAACAUCUCUAGUCCUUCAAUCCCAGGAGUAGACCUGUAAUGCAACUUUAAAAGUCCAUUCAAAUGUCAAGAUCAGGAGUGACAUUUGGUUAAAAACAACUUUAUGCACCCCAAAAAUCACUUAAACUUGACACAAAAUGCUCCUCUUGGUGAACAAAUUGGCCUGCUAUAUAAUUAAUUCAGUGAUGGCUUGACACUGACACUAUUCUGUAUGAAUUCCUUUUUCUCUGGUACAGUGAAUUAAACCAGUGCAUUGCACAUUAUUCCCAUGCCACGCUGAACACACAUUAAUAAUUAAGCAACAGAGAUCACGAACAUCUGAGAGUGAAGUCAAAAAUAUACAAACCUGGCCGUGCUGAGUGAUCCACUUUGCAUUGUUUUAAACAUGGAAGUUCUGUUUUUAGAGAUCGGCAACAUGUGUGUGUAUCCUGAGAGAUGAUGACAGUGGGAUAUAUUUUUAUUAUGGCGCUUGGACCGCUUGCUGCUCCCCUGUAUGGUUAUCUCUUUUAUUUACACUAAAAAAAGAAAACGAUUCAUAUCAGUGUAAAACAAAGAAGCUGUGACUGAUAUUUACUUAGCAGAACUAAAAGCUGAUCAAAUGUUCAAUUUAGCAGAACAAACAGCACCUUGUCUUGCUGUGUGUGGCUCUGUUUGCCGCUCCAUUAAAUCUGUAUUUCCAGUAUGUGACGCUCAUGUGUGACAAAGGUUACCAUCUUAUGAUCAUAGCCACAGACGUUAUAGGCUGCCCUGCAGAGCUAUAAAAACAACAAUGCUUAUGGUGUGUCAGAAUUGUGUGAAAAUAAAGGUUUAUUGUUCUAAGAUGUUGUUAUGUACAGAUUCA
Molecule: messenger RNA, 2569 nt
Organism: Labrus bergylta (ballan wrasse)
Lineage: Eukaryota; Metazoa; Chordata; Actinopteri; Labriformes; Labridae
Gene: htr1b
Product: 5-hydroxytryptamine (serotonin) receptor 1B
Biological process (GO): regulation of behavior; adenylate cyclase-activating adrenergic receptor signaling pathway; vasoconstriction
Cellular component (GO): plasma membrane
Molecular function (GO): G protein-coupled serotonin receptor activity; dopamine neurotransmitter receptor activity, coupled via Gs
Source: RefSeq, a predicted model, not a curated record